AUGUCUUCUCAGGUUGCGCCGCAUCUGGACAACUAUCUCGGCGCCCUGUUUAUCGGUGUCAUGCUGUCAACAGCGAUCUAUGGUGUUACAUGCCUUCAAUACUAUCUGUACUUCGCUCACUACAGUAGCCGAGAUAGCCGCCUCGUAAGGGCUCUGAUCAGUUUCUUGCUAGCACUAGACACCUUGCAUGCUGUUCUGCUCGGCGUUUGCUAUUACUACUACUCCGUUACUCAUUUUGCGGACUAUCACGCAUUGAUGAAACCCCACUGGUCACUCCUGGCGCAGGUGGGCGUAGGCACCGCGAUGAGCCUGCUCGUACAAUGCUUUUAUGCGUAUCGUAUACAUCGACUCAGCAAAGCCAUCCUAGUUCCCCUAGUGAUUGUCGCGCUUUCCCUUGGACAAGAAGUUGCGGGUGGCAUAAUGUACAUGUGGCGCGCUUUCCAGGUUGACACGAUCCCACUGACACCAUCAGAAGGCGCCAUUGCCUUCACCACUGCGGGUCUCGUAUGCGAUGUCGCUUGCGAUAUAUGCAUCGCGGUAGCAAAUAUUACGUACCUCUACAAAAAGUCGCCAAACAGCAUGAGGUCGAACAGAGCCAUUGGACAGCUCAUCAUGUAUAGCAUGAAUACGUGUCUUGUCACUAGCGUAUGCGCAUCGGUCUGCCUCAUCGUGUGGCUUUCAACAAGUCAAAGGAGCCUCAUAUAUGCGCCGUUCUUCUUCAUCAUGAUCCGCCUGUACAGCUGCUCCUUGAUGACUAUCAUGAAUAGUCGGCAGAAUGUGCUCAAGACGUUGCGCGACUCCCAGGGACUGGAUCCGAUAGGCACUGCGAACGUAGGAUCUCGCUCACGCACUUGGGGUACAUGGGGAACUCUGCGAGACACGCUUCGCUCAGAGUCUCCCAUCUCUCCCCCGGCGCGUACGUACAGUGCCGACAUUGAGAGCCAAUACAACCGAAAACCAUCUCCCUCGCAACCCCCGGAGAGCCACGAACUGUCAUAUUGGUCUGUUCCCCGAACAGUCAGCACAACGGAUGACAUGUCCAGGGACUGGGGACACGCUAUCUAA
This is a messenger RNA of Peniophora sp. CBMAI 1063, 1065 nucleotides long. Lineage: Eukaryota; Fungi; Basidiomycota; Agaricomycetes; Russulales; Peniophoraceae. The record is from the annotation of a GenBank genome assembly.